Messenger RNA from Penicillium diatomitis, 2046 nucleotides. RefSeq names its product tRNA modification protein MTO1. The record is from RefSeq and is a predicted model, not a curated record. Bases 1 to 2046 code for a protein of 681 amino acids. Gene Ontology annotation, cellular component: cytosol. Gene Ontology annotation, molecular function: flavin adenine dinucleotide binding. The transcript has 2 exons. Gene Ontology annotation, biological process: tRNA wobble uridine modification; tRNA methylation. NCBI's taxonomy places the organism in Eukaryota, Fungi, Ascomycota, Eurotiomycetes, Eurotiales, Aspergillaceae.
AUGCUGCUAAGGGCGCGCUUGGCAUCUACAGCGCGUCAGCGCCUGUGGAUUUCGUCACUGACAUUCAGGAGUCGGGGACUUGCAACUGUGUCCAACAAUACCCAAGCCUACGAUGUUGUGGUCAUUGGAGGCGGCCAUGCUGGAUCCGAGGCAUGCGCUGCCGCUGCGCGAGCUGGUGCUCGCACUGCGUUGGUCACUCCCUCAUUAUCGAAUAUCGGCGUUUGCUCCUGCAAUCCCAGCUUUGGAGGUAUCGGCAAGGGCACGAUGAUUCGUGAGAUCGACGCAAUGGAUGGUGUCGCUGGACGCAUCAUCGACAAAGCAGGCGUCAUGUUCCGGGUGUUGAACCGGUCGAAAGGCCCGGCUGUCUGGGGGCCCCGCGCGCAAAUCGACCGCGACCUAUAUCGAAAGUAUAUGACAGAGGAGUUGGUCAACACGGAAGGUCUGAGUAUUGUCGAGGGCAAAGUGGCCGACAUUGUCGUUUCGAAAGAAGGAUGUGAGGAUGUGGCCGGGCCCCAGGGAAAGAUUGUGGGAGUGCGUCUCGAGUCCGGAGAGGUGAUCCCUACGGGUCGUAUUGUCAUCACCACGGGGACAUUCUUGGGAGGUGAAAUUCACAUUGGGCUGGAAGCCUAUCCCUCUGGACGAAUGGGUGAAGCGCCAACUUAUGGACUGAGCAAAUCUCUCCGUGACGCUGGCUUCCAGCUCGGCCGACUCAAGACCGGGACUCCUCCGCGAUUGGACAUGAAGUCGAUCGACUUUUCAGGCUUAGAAAUUCAGCGCGGUGACUCCCCACCGAUGCCUUUCUCUUACCUUAACUCGACUGUGGAAGUGGGUGAUGAAGGCCAGCUCAACUGUUGGCUGACACAUACAAACGAGGCAUCCCACGAAAUCAUUCGAGCCAAUCUCGAAAACUCAAUUCACAUCCGCGAGACAGUCCGCGGUCCACGAUACUGCCCUUCCCUCGAGUCCAAAAUCAUUCGAUUCAAAGACAAACAGCAGCACCAGAUCUGGCUGGAACCCGAGGGUUUCGCCCCCAAUGCGGUCAUCUAUCCUAACGGCAUCUCAAUGACAGUACCUGCAGACGCCCAAUAUGCCAUGUUACGAACUGUGCGUGGUCUAGAGAACGUGACAAUGCUCCAGCCAGGCUACGGAGUUGAAUAUGACUACAUUGACCCUCGCAACCUACGACCGACGCUCGAAACCAAACUGAUCGGCGGUCUCUACCUGGCCGGCCAAAUUAACGGCACGACUGGAUACGAAGAAGCCGCCGGACAAGGAAUCAUCGCGGGUAUCAACGCAGGUCUUGCGUCGCAAGACCGAGGCUCGAUGACACUCACGCGCUCGGACGGAUUCAUCGGCAUCAUGAUCGACGAUCUCAUCACAAAGGGCGUUUCCGAGCCAUACAGAAUGUUCACUACCCGCAGCGAAUACCGCAUCUCCACGCGCUCCGACAACGCCGAUCUGCGCUUGACCCGCAUGGCUCGCGAAGCCGGUGUAGUCGGCGAUCACCGAUGGCGUCAAUUCCGCGAGACCGAAGAACAGAUCCAGGGGCUGCAAGCGCUCCUGGAAAACACACGACUUUCUUCAACGGCCUGGUCGCGCAAGGGCUUCAAAGUCCGCGCCGACACGUCCAUCCGCUCAGCCCUCGACAUUCUCUGCCUGGACGGAUCCGACAUUGACACGCUGAUCCCUCACAUCGAAGCCGGACACGGGAAAGCCUACAAUGCGUCGUCGUUUGCGCCUGAAAUCCGCACUCGCGUCGCGAUCGAAGGCCGAUACGCACCUUACCUCAAGCGCCAGGAAAAGAUGGCCCAUCGGUUCCAACAAGACGAGAACCUGCUCCUCCCUCCCGAUCUAGACUACAGCAAGAUCUUUGGAAUCAGCAACGAGGAGAAACAAGCGCUUGAGCGCGUUCGUCCAUCGAGUGUCGGUAUGGCGCGACGUAUUGAAGGUGUCACCCCGGCUGGUGCUCUCCGUCUACUGAUGCAUGUUCGUCGAGGUAGUGGAUUUGUCAAGGCAAUUGACCAGCACUCCACUUCUCUCCCAUGA